AUGUCUAGAUCCAGCCGUGAUGACGAUGAUGUCGCAUUGAGCAGCUUCCGCAUAGGUCGCUGCCCUCACAUUAGUGUCUUCCUUCUGGCUGAAAGCCACGUCGGCGAGGUCCCGGACCUGGCUGUCUCUACGGCUGACAUCAGUAUCAACCAGAAGUACUUCGUUGGCAAUAGAUGUAAGGAUAAUGGCGUUCGCCACAGCCCCCCCGACUUGGCCAACGCCCACGAUAGCGAUCUUGGAAUAGUGUUGUAA
Molecule: messenger RNA, 252 nt
Organism: Clonostachys rhizophaga
Lineage: Eukaryota; Fungi; Ascomycota; Sordariomycetes; Hypocreales; Bionectriaceae
Source: the annotation of a GenBank genome assembly